Messenger RNA from Didymodactylos carnosus, 1110 nucleotides. NCBI's taxonomy places the organism in Eukaryota, Metazoa, Rotifera, Eurotatoria, Philodinida, Philodinidae. The record is from the annotation of a GenBank genome assembly.
AUGUAUAGGGUAGAGAUUGUCAAAAAAGGAACAACCAUGUCUUAUCGUUAUGCUUAUACGAACGGUGCUGGAUAUGGUGAUGGUGUAAUACCAUAUCAGAAUGGCGCAAUGCCAGUCUACAGUGGCGAUAGAAAUCAAAGAUCUUAUUCUCCCGAUCGUUAUUCAUCGUUUACAACAAAUACUUCAAGUAGUGAUUAUGAAUAUCGUGGCCGUCUAAUAUCACGAGAAGUCCGAAGACCUAGAGACGUAAUUCGUGCACCAACACCACCACCUAUAAUUAAACGAGUGGUUGAACGAGCACCAACACCUGAGGCACCAGUCAUGGAGCGAGUAAUAAUUCGGCCACAAGCACAAGAAAUUGUUGAACGUGUAAUUGAACAGCCACGUACCCCGCCACCGCGAAUUAUCCAGAAAGAAAUGCAUGAAGAAGCUCCACCACCUAUAGUUCGAACCAGAGUAAUCAAAGUUGAUCGCCCUGUCCGUCGUGGUUAUAGUCAAUCAGGUUCUCCUGCUGUCGUAUCCUACCCUGUUAGUGGUCUACAUCAAGAUUACUCAAAUGGUUACCGUGCACAAAGUAUCAUUGGCUCGACUGGUGCGCCAGCAUAUCAUCAAAGUCGUUCGUCAUCUUCGAGUUUCGAAUAUAUGCCUCCCACAAUGCCGGGCAUGGUUUUACCAGGACAAUCACCAAUGGCACCCGCAAAUGGAGCCAUGAUGAUGGGAGCACAAAUGGGAGCACAAAUGGGAGCACAAAUGGGAGCAGCUUCACAAAUGGGAGCAGCUGCAGCUCGACAAAAUCAAAUGAUGUAUCGACCUGUAAUGACGACAGGUAUGCAAGGAUUAGGGCCGAUGACUGGUUCUCCUUAUCAACAAUUUCAACAAGCGCCAGCGACAUCAAUGCCUCAAACCAACUACAUGUAUCCAUACCAACAAGGUACCGGUGGAAUGACAUUCGGAUAUAGGCCAAUGAUGUCAACACCAGGUGCACCUCUUGUUCAACAAGGUUAUCAAAUGCAGAUGCAGGGUGGUGGCAUGCCAUUAAUGCAACAACCCUAUCCAACUGCUCCCAUGUUCAAUACAGCUAACAGCAUGCCUCAUCAAUUAGUGUAUUAG